AAUGGUCUGUCUCAGCUGUGUUAUUAAAAGAAAGACAUACUAAUUUUUUUAGUUGAUUCUUUUCUCUUUUGGGCUAGAAGAUUUUCUUUUUUUUUUUUUUUGGUCUUUAGCAACAAGAUUGGUCAUUCUUUGCUUUAAUCAAUAAGGGGCUUUAACAAACUAUUGGAUAAAUGAAUUUUUUUUCUCAACUGUUAAUGACCUGUUGGUAACAUAGUGUCAUUAUUAUGUCAGUGUACCUGCUUAAAAACACGACUCUGGUGGGACUCGAACCCACAACCUUUGAAUCUCUUUCUCAUGAGUUUAGCUAGAAGUCCAAUGCGCUAUCCAUUGCGCCACAGAGCCUGUAUAUAUAUAUUUUAAACUACAAUUCGCUGACAUGUCAAGUUCUCUGUGCCUCAUGUUUAUUUUUUCACAAACAGAUUCUGACAGUACUAAAGCCACACGAUAAUUCAUUCUGAAGGGGUAUUUCUUGUAUGUACUUGUUACAGAAGGAUAAAAGAAAGUGCUUCCGGUUUUCACCGGAACAAGUUAGCAAUUAGCAACAGUUAGCUGCAUAGUUUGUGUUGUAUGUGAGGACGGAAGCUAAAACCCAAAAUGUCAGAGAAAACAAUAACUGUGACAGUCGCAUACGGAUCAACUAAGCACAGCAUCACUCUAACAAGUCAAGAGGAUGGAACAGGACCCACUGUUAAAGACUUGUCAGACGCUCUUAGUGACGCUACUGGUGUCCCACCAGCCUCACAGAAACUCAUUUUUAAAGGAAAGUCUCUGAAGGACAUGGAAGUGAGUCUCUCCAGCUGUGGAAUAAAAGAAGGCUGCAAACUCAUGAUGAUUGGAAAGCGGAACAGCCCAGAGGAAGAGGCUGAACUGAAGAAGCUGAAAGAAAUUGAAAAGUCUGUGGAGCAGACGGCUAAAAAACUGGAGACGGUGGAUGGGGAAUUAACUGGAUUGAAGAACGGCUUCCUGGCGAAAGACCUCCAGGCAGAAGCUUUGAGUAAACUAGAUCACAGAGUAAAAAUAGCAGCUGAGCAGUUCAUGAAAAUCCUGGAGCAAAUAGAUGCCAUGAGCAUCCCAGAAAAUUUUGCUGACUGCAAAACAAAGAAAAAGGGUCUUGUAAAGACCGUGCAGGAUUUCCUCGCCCAGUGCGACAGGAUCGAGGCUUGUAUAUCAGACCACCUAUCAAAGAUCCAGUCCAAAAACCUGGCUGUGGCAGAGUAGCCAACUCUCCUAGGUGUGCUUUAAGUUGCUCUGUGAGCAAUGGUAAGGUUUACAGAGUGCUUCAAGUAAGAAGCAGAUCCCACUUUAUUUAUUGUGAGGAGCGUGCUGUGUGGGAAACAUCUUCAUAACAAACAAUCCUUUGAAAACAUGUGUGUUGGUUAUUAACCGUGAUUUCUGAAUAUAUCACCUGGGAUAAGACUGGUCCUUUGCUGUGUGUGUUCUUUCUACCCUACGAGUCCGUUCUUGUUCCAGAUGUUUGUAACUUCUGCAGGGGCUUGCACUCAAUCUGUAACAGCAACAUAAGUUUGUCAGAAGGAAUUGUUGGUAUGUGUUCACUCUUCAGGCGUUAAAUGUGUACUUGAGGUUAAGGGUCUCAUUUAUGUUGUCUUUAAUCCUGUCGUUACUACAGGAAAUCAAGAGGCCAAAGAGUGAUCCUAAAUUCAGACACUUUUUUCAUGUUAAAAACUGGUCAGUUUUAAAUAUUAAUACACGUUAGCAAUUGGAUAAGGAAUAAUAUUUUAUAUUUUUACAUUUCUUUUUCCAUAUUGACCCAGACCUGAAAAAUACCUAAUUUAAAGAUUGGACUCCAUAGGAACCUGAUAAUCGCAGUCGGAAAUGUUAAGCAACCCUGAAAGUGAAUCACACUGAAUCUGGAUGCAGCUGUCUAUAUUGUAUGUUGUUGAACAUGGGUGCCUACAUGUUAAAUACUCCAUUCGUCACAUAAAUGAGGUGGGUCAUCAGUGGAACCGACACACGGGCAAAUUCAGCCAGGUCUUAUCAUAGCGUCAGUUUUCUCAGAAACCUUCCUAAAUCUCCGUGCUGGUCAAUCAGGUUCAUUCACAGUAAUGUAGGACCAUACGUAAAAGGGUUUCCCUGUAUGCAUAUAGGUGUUUUUUCUUGGAAUAAAAAUGGGCCUACUACAAUUUGGAGUUGGAAGAAAUUGGAUUUUAUGUAAGAUUUUAAAGCAACUGUGACUAAAUUUGUGAGCAAAGAAUGAUUCAGUAUUUUUCUUAAAUACACAAAAAAGAUAUUUUUGGUUUUGACUGCAGGUUUUAAAGACACAAACAUUGAAACCUCAAGCACUAUCAACAACAUUGCCCACUAUGGCCAAGUUAGGUUUAUGUACAUUUGGACAUGCAUUGUUAUUCUACAUAAAGAAAUCUUAAUUCAUCUGCAGUUUUGUUCAAAUUUAGUGUCAUCAUCUGUAGAAUGGAACAUUGUUUUGUAACUUGUGUGAAGUUGUACUUCCUGCAAACCCUCCCUCUGAAUGAUAAAUCACAUGCAUCUGCCUUUGUUUUGAAAUAAAAUGAUUUCAAAAAUGA
Messenger RNA from Girardinichthys multiradiatus, 2540 nucleotides. RefSeq names its product BCL2 associated athanogene 1 (gene bag1). Lineage: Eukaryota; Metazoa; Chordata; Actinopteri; Cyprinodontiformes; Goodeidae. Gene Ontology annotation, biological process: protein stabilization. The record is from RefSeq and is a predicted model, not a curated record. The coding region runs from base 595 to 1218 and encodes 207 amino acids. Gene Ontology annotation, molecular function: protein-folding chaperone binding; adenyl-nucleotide exchange factor activity. The transcript has 7 exons. Gene Ontology annotation, cellular component: membrane; cytosol; cytoplasm.